AUGCGAACUCAAUCUUCCCACAAGUUUCAACCUUUGGACGUGGGCUGCUUUGCGCCUUUAAAAAAGGCGUGCGGGAGCUUAGUGGAGCAGAAAGCACGCUUAGGAAUCAAUAGUAUUGAUAAACUUGAUUCCCUAGAGGCCUUUCCACAAGUUCGUGAACGCGCUUUUCAAGCAUAUACUAUUCAGAAUAGCUUCGCAGGCGCUGGCCUUAUUCCAUUUGAUCCAGAUAGGGUGCUCAAUCAGCUGAAUAUUGAACUAAAGGCCCCUACACCACCAGGCAGCCGGUCAACCAAUUCAGCCCCAAAAAUACCCUACAAUACUAGGCAGCUGGAGAAGCAGGCAUCUACAGCAAAGAAGCUGCUUAAAACGCCCUACGCACUGGAGGAACAUAGCCUACUGCCACGAGGGCACUUAGGGGGACGCAAGGGCAUCUCCGUCGACCACCUGAUUCAACUACUGAUGGAUGCUAUCUUUGAUGGCUGGGGCCGAGGCCAGAAGGUAAGUAUGCUCCUGUUAGACGUAGCAGGGGCCUUCGACAACGUCUCCCAUACCCGGCUGCUGCACAACCUGAAGAUAGCACGACUAGGGCACUUCGCCGGGUGGCUGGAGUCAUUCCUUUCAGACCGACAGACCCGGCUCCAACUACCUAGCUACCUGAGCCGUAUCAUUUCUACCCCCACGGGAAUCCCCCAGGGGUCCCCUAUCUCCCCGAUCCUUUUCCUUCUCUUCAAUACGCCCCUUAUUCGGGCCCUAACAAUCAAUACCGUUGAGAGUAUGCGCAUCCAGCCACCGAUCUCGGGCAGAACCCUGGCAUUCGGCUGGAUUGACGAUGCCUGUACGAUCGCUCUCUCCGGGUCCUACGCAGCUAAUCAGCGUCUACUGGAGUGGGCACUCGAUAAGGCUGCUGUAUGGUCCUGGCAGCAUUCGUCUAGGUUCGCGCCGGAUAAGUUCGAACUGAUACACUUCCAGAACCCGCUGGACCCCGAUCCCGGGGCCGAGAGGGACACCCCCUGUGAUUACACGGAACCAUGGAAUGGACAGGACCUUACCAGCGCUAACUGGGAGGACGGGAGCGCCUGGGAGGUUCCCGUUGAACCCCCGGGGCACGACCAGCUGCCAAUAAAGGAUCACGCAACGGGCCACGUCAUUCGGCCAGUGGAACACGCUAAAUACCUCGGAAUCUGGCUCGAUAAGACUCUCUCCUUUAUUACCCACUGCGCUAAGGCGGUAGCGAAGGCGAACGGGAGCCUCGAAGCCCUACGGAGCAUCUCUGCGUCCACAUGGGGCACGUCCCUGCUGAACAUGCGGACCAUAUAUCUGGCUGCAGUAGUUCUGCAGAUGCUCUACGGGGUUGCUGCAUGGUAUAGCCCUACCAGCGGGCGUACUAAGUAUGCAAAACGGCAGAAGACUAUCAGCGAAUUCGAACGAAUCCAGACGCGGGCGGCAGUACUUAUUAGCGGAGCAUUCAGAAAUACUGCUUCUGCAGCUCUAGGGGCAGAGAUAUUCCUGCCUCCGGUCCGCCUGCACAUGCAACAGAUGAUUGAGGAGACCGCAAUCCGGAUACAGACCGUACCGGUUAUGGCCUGUCCCCGGGGAUUAGAGUCCCGAAAGGCACACGUGCUCGCCCCGUGGGAACUCCCACUGAACUACGUGAUCGAGGGAGCGGAUAGCGCAGUCCAGGAACACGACAGGAUCUGUCAGGAAAGCCGGAGGCAGAUCUGGUACUCUGACGGCAGCAGCUUUAACGGCCACGUAGGGGGCGCUGCAGUCUCGAUUCGGGCCGGGAAGGUCCGCAAGAAAUACCUAGGAGCCGCGGCUGACUCCACUGUGUACGUGGGAGAGCUAGAGGGGGUCAAAAUGGCCCUGAAGUGGGCAGAGGCUGCCCCGAUCACGGUCUUUUCAGACAGCCAAGCGGCCAUUCAAGCCGUGCAGAACCCUGGCCGACCAUCAGGCCAGUACGUACUACGGGCUAUCUACGAGAGGAUCAGGACCCUGAGAGACAGCGGCCUGCAGCAGGAAGAUAUAGAGCUGCGCUGGAUCCCUGCGCAUAUCGGUAUUGAAGGGAAUGAACGAGCUGAUGAGGCGGCCAAGCGGGCCGCGAUAAAGGGGAUUGAAUUAAGCUCAGCAGGGCCGCGGGAGCUGGCCGCUCGGCCAAUUACCAGGCCUCUGUUCAGAGACUAA
Molecule: messenger RNA, 2181 nt
Organism: Aspergillus affinis
Lineage: Eukaryota; Fungi; Ascomycota; Eurotiomycetes; Eurotiales; Aspergillaceae
Product: putative RNA-directed DNA polymerase from transposon X-element
Exons: 3
Coding region: 1-2181 (726 amino acids)
Molecular function (GO): nucleic acid binding; RNA-DNA hybrid ribonuclease activity
Source: RefSeq, a predicted model, not a curated record